UUCUCCAUUUCCUUCGUCUUCAAGUUCUCGGCCUGUUGCCACUGUUGCUCGUCGCUGCUCGGCACUUCCGUCACUACGGUACCAGAAAUGGCUCAAAUGGUUUGUGGUUCUUGUCGCCGCCUUCUUUCAUAUCCACGAGGUGCUAGACAUGUCAAGUGUUCCUGCUGUCAGACGAUAAACCUUGUGUUGGAAGCUGAUCAGGUUGGGCAAGUCAAGUGUGGAAGCUGUGCAGUUCUGCUAAUGUACCCGUAUGGCGCUUCACAAGUUAGGUGUUGCUCCUGCCAAUUUGUGACGAAAAUUGAGGAACACAAUAAGCGGCCCCCAUGGUCUGUACUGCAACUGCAAGGGAAACAUACUCCUCCCAAAUCAGUUACUUAGCAAUCUACUUAAUUAGAGGCAUAUGAGAACAAUCUAAGAAGAUUCAUAGGAGUAUAUUCUACAUGUGCAUGUACAUAAUAUAGACAGGGAUGUGAAUUUGUAUGUUGUUUUGCUCAAACUUCUGGCUGUAAUUCGUUGCAUGAGUAGAGAGUCAAGAUUUUCUUGAUAGGAACCCAUGCUCUGAGUAAAAGAAGUACAAAAUGGGAGGAUUGGGAGAGUAUGAGUGAAGGUAAAAUUUCUCUGAUGCUGCGACAGGUUUCACAGCCAAGGCUGUUGGCGAUGGUCUUACGAAGGAAGAGGAAGCUGCCCUGGGUAGGAAUAUAAAGAAGCUGAAAGAGGAUACUUUCAUGGAGGAAGGUAGUGGUUUGAACGAAGUUUACUUGGGAAACCUGCGAGAAAUAGAUAACCAAAUUAGUUAUUUAAAAACAGUUUUCUUACAAACUCCUACUUUUUAAUUAUUUAUAUUACUAAUCACCUUUAUUGAUGGCAUGUAUUGAAGUAAUUAGAAUCAAAAUUUUAUAAGAGAUGAAAAAAGAUUGAGGUUUCAAAAUUAUCUUUGAAA
Molecule: messenger RNA, 940 nt
Organism: Neltuma alba
Lineage: Eukaryota; Viridiplantae; Streptophyta; Magnoliopsida; Fabales; Fabaceae
Product: protein LOL2
Exons: 5
Coding region: 88-378 (96 amino acids)
Source: RefSeq, a predicted model, not a curated record